This is a messenger RNA of Nelumbo nucifera (sacred lotus), 1043 nucleotides long. The record is from RefSeq and is a predicted model, not a curated record. Lineage: Eukaryota; Viridiplantae; Streptophyta; Magnoliopsida; Proteales; Nelumbonaceae.
AUGAUCAGUCAGCUGAGUGAUGUGACCUCUCCUUCCAACCCUUCAGGAAAUUCUGCUUCUUCUGCAUUUGUUCAUUCAGGUAUAAGGGCUUCUGCCAAUCAUGCUACCACUUCAGGUGAUGACAAUGAUGAGAUUACGAAUCUCAAGGGCCUACUACAAUCUGAGUUCAAAGUUAAGGAUCUUGGAAAACUUCAGUCAGCACAACCAUUGCAGGAUAUUGGAUGGUUGAAAUCUGUAACAAACUUGCCAAUUCUCAUUAAGGGGGUGAUCACAGCAGAAGAUGCUAUAAAAGCUGUGGAAGUAGGAGUUGAUGGGAUCAUUGUAUCUAACCAUGGAGCACGCCAGCUUGACUAUGUACCAGCCACCAUCUUUGCUCUAGAAGAGGUGGUUAAAUCUGUUGGGAAUAAAGUUCCUGUUCUCUUUGAUGGAGGAAUACGCCGUGGAACAGAUGUUUUCAAAGCUAUUGCUCUCGGUGCCCAAGCUGUUCUUGUGGGGAGGCCUGUGCUCUAUGGGCUAGCAGUCAAGGGAGAACAUGGUAUAAGACGUGUCAUAGAAAUGCUGCGGGAUGAGCUUGAGCUGACCAUGGCCCUGUCUGGGUGCUGUUCUACCAAGGAAAUUACUCGGAGCCACAUACAGACACAGCAUGAAAGAUUGAAGUCAUUGCUAUAACAUUGGUGAUAGGAUGAAUUUACCAAAAACAUUAGUAAUAGGGGGAGAAUAUAUCCAGGUCAUUUGCUUGUUUCACCACAGAGUGUCUGAGCUUAUUGGAAAGAAAAUAAUCCAUUUGCUCAGAUCCGCCAUCAGAUCAACAUUUUUGUGUUGCUUAAUUGACUAGAUUACUAGAUUUCUGUUCUUGAAUUCUUGAAUGAAACUGGAAUAUAUUGAUUUUGUAUUGUGAGGAGCUUAUUGAAAAGAGAUUGGGCUCAAAUGGAAGACUUAUUGUAACCACUCAUUCUGCUCUCUUUCAACUCCACAAUACUUAAUGUCCAGGAUGUAUAAUAGAACAAAUGGUGAUUGCUAUCUGAUCAGUGUCAUUUAAUUUA